AUGUCCAGCAUGCUGCCACUCACCCGCCGCCGGGAGGACGUACUCGCGUCCCUCGCCGUCUGGCUCCCCAGAACCGCAUCGUCCCCUCAUCUCACCGCCCUCCCAUACUCGCCAGCGACCGCGUCCUCUUAUGGACCACUCCACACUCCCAAUCCUUCCAACAAGCACUGGAGCAUCUUCUCCCCUCAAUCGCAAUUCUCCGACUUUUCCAAUACUGUGACCAGCACGCAAUCCCCGAGUCGCAGUGCAUGCCGGCAUCAGAGUCACUCCUGGCAGCGUUUGCAGCCUCCGCUGCGGGCACGAUCUCGGAUAAAACUCUCUCUAACUGGCUCGCCGGUCUCCACUACUGGCACACAGUCAACGGUGCAGCAUGGCACGGACGCGAUAUGCUACGCCACGUUCAACGAGGCCCUCAUCGUUCUCAAGGAUGGGCUCGACCUCUCCAACGCCUUUGACGUGGCCGUCUGGGCAUUAGCUAGCAUCGCCUUUUGGUGCUGCUGCCAGUACGUGCACACCUCCAACUCCUCUCCCUCAGACAUCUCCCGUACCUCAUCCCACACUCACACUCACACUGUCCUCCACAGCCUGGGUGAACUCGUCAUCCCGAGUACGAAUCUCUUCGACCAGCUCAAACAUGUCUCCCGCUCCGUUCUCCCCAUCACGUUCAGCCGCCUCACUAACGGUGUCGACUACACCACCUUCCACAUACCGUGGACGAAGACGACCAUGCAGGAUGGCGCUGACAUCUCCAUCAUCGCGCGUGCUCAUCCCACAUGUCCACUCACCACACUUCGUCACCACCUCUCAUGUAACGUCGACAUCAUCGCAUCGGCUCCCCUCUUCGCGUUCGAAACUGCGGCCGGUGGCUGGUCCCCCAUGACCAAGCCAUGGUUCAUGCAACGCUGCAACGCGGUUUGGGUCGCGGCCGGUUUCCCAGACAUGCCGGGCCACGCGUUCCGCAUUGGGGGCGCGACAGAGCUGCUUCUGCAAGGGGUUAACCCGGCCCGGACAUAG
Molecule: messenger RNA, 1014 nt
Organism: Sparassis crispa
Lineage: Eukaryota; Fungi; Basidiomycota; Agaricomycetes; Polyporales; Sparassidaceae
Exons: 3
Coding region: 1-1014 (337 amino acids)
Molecular function (GO): DNA binding
Source: RefSeq, a predicted model, not a curated record